Messenger RNA from Pipistrellus kuhlii (Kuhl's pipistrelle), 948 nucleotides. It is a transcript of the gene ARL14, whose product is annotated as ADP ribosylation factor like GTPase 14. Gene Ontology annotation, biological process: intracellular protein transport; vesicle-mediated transport. Gene Ontology annotation, cellular component: cytoplasm. Gene Ontology annotation, molecular function: GTPase activity; GTP binding. The record is from RefSeq and is a predicted model, not a curated record. Lineage: Eukaryota; Metazoa; Chordata; Mammalia; Chiroptera; Vespertilionidae. The coding region runs from base 154 to 732 and encodes 192 amino acids. The transcript has 2 exons.
AAGGCACAGCAUAAAUACUCACAAGUUCCUCUUCUCUGCCUAUCAUGGGAAGAAGUGUUUUGCUCUCUUCUUUCCUCCUACCAUUUUCAUGCAAGAACCCGGAGGAGACACGUUGUCUCCUGGCCGAAAAGGAGAAUUCAUGAAAAGCUUGACAUGGGCCUGUUGAGUUCUAAAACUCCCAAAGUGAAGCAAGCCCAGAUUCUCCUUCUGGGCCUGGACUCUGCGGGGAAGUCCACCGUCCUGUAUAAGCUAAAGCUGGCCAAGGACAUCGUGACCAUGCCCACCGUGGGGUUCAACGUGGAGAUGCUGGAGCUGGGCAAGAGCCUUUCCUUCACAGUGUGGGAUGUGGGGGGCCAGGAGACGAUGAGGACCCUGUGGGACUGGUACUGCGAGCGCGCCGACGCGCUGGUGUACGUGGUGGACAGCGCGGACCGGCAGCGGCUGGAGGACGCCAGGAGGGAGUUCGAGCACAUCCUCAGGAACGAGCACAUCAGACACGUGCCGGUGGUCCUGCUGGCCAACAAACAGGACGAGCCGGGGGCGCUGACCGCCGAGGACAUCACCAGGCUGUUCCAGGUGCAGAAGCUCUGCUGCGACCGCAGCUGGUACGUGCAGCCCUGCUGUGCCAUCACCGGGGCGGGGCUGGCCGAGGGCUUCGGGAGGCUGACCGAGUUCGUGAAGAGCUACAUGCGAUCCCGGGCCGACACGUUCGCCUUCUUCAAGCAGAACUGAGGUCCGAGCGGGGGAAGGCCAAGUUGAAAAGCAACUGGGAGCUAAGAGCCUAAAGAAGAAGACUCUUUUCAUGGGCAAUUGUGAGACUUUAUACAUAGUGCUGGGCCAGGCCCUGGGAUGAAAGGGCAACAUCCUGGCCACAGGAGCUAGUCCCCUUGGCAGCCACAACCGCAUUCUCACAAGGGCCACUGCCUGCAGAAGCAUCCAUGCGGCUGU